AUGGCACGGUCCAAGAGGUUCGGACGCGCAUCCUUCACGUUCCACGGACACGUGAACACGAACGCGUCAGCGUCCGAUGAUUCGUUCGCAUGUUGCAACCACUGUGCCACGCGACCGUACCGAAAUCAGGACCCGGAUAAAAGAACGCGGCUUUGUGAAUCCUUAGACGAGGGUGGAUUACUGCCAGAUAGCGGUGGUGUCGUGGAGAACGAUGUUGUGGUCGGCGAUGGCACCUGCGUGAACACCUGCGGCCUCCACCAACAUCAGCAGCAACACUCUCAAGGCCAUCGUUAUCGCCAGCAACAAUCACUUCAACAGCAACAAUCACAACCACAGCAACAGCAACAUUAUCAGCAACAACGUCAGCAGGAGGAGCUGGAGGACUUUCUGUGCUUUCGUGGACCACCGGAGCAAGAGAUGGUGGCCCAAGAAAUGGCACAGAGUUACACGCAGCUCCUCCAGCCGAGUCAAGAGCCGCAGGAGUUCAUCUCGUUGGAGGAGCUUCAUCCGCGUAUCCAUCAGGAGCACCGCGUUCACGAUAGCCGCGGUCAGGUCGUUUCGGCGAUCUCGUCGACCGGCAGCCAACUCUAUCAGCACCAUCAUCAGCACCAACAGCAGCAACAAGGCAGUUACUAUAACCUCUCGGCCGUUCAAGAGUAA
Messenger RNA from Heterotrigona itama, 660 nucleotides. The record is from the annotation of a GenBank genome assembly. Lineage: Eukaryota; Metazoa; Arthropoda; Insecta; Hymenoptera; Apidae.